Molecule: messenger RNA, 2509 nt
Organism: Corylus avellana
Lineage: Eukaryota; Viridiplantae; Streptophyta; Magnoliopsida; Fagales; Betulaceae
Product: stromal 70 kDa heat shock-related protein, chloroplastic
Biological process (GO): protein folding
Molecular function (GO): ATP-dependent protein folding chaperone; ATP binding
Source: RefSeq, a predicted model, not a curated record
AACCAUCUUCUACAAAGUACCAGAAAAACCCAAAACAGAAACAAUAGCGUUGAAAAGAUUUGAAAAAUAAAUAAAGGAAAGCGAAGAAAAACAAUUGCAAUGGCAACUUCGGCAGCCGAGUUUCAUUUUCUCGUCAACUCCACGAACUAUCCUUCACUUUCCCAGAAACCAAACAGAAAUAACUUGUUUUUCGGGCAGCGAGUGAAAACGCAAUGUGCAAGAGCCUUUCGGAAAGCGAAGCCCGAAGCUGGUGCCGGUGGCUUAGCGGUGGUGUGCGAGAAGGUGGUGGGGAUAGACCUGGGAACGACGAACUCGGCGGUGGCGGCAAUGGAGGGUGGAAAGCCGACGAUCGUGACGAACGUGGAGGGGCAGAGGACGACGCCGUCGGUGGUGGCCUACAAAAAGAACGGAGACAGGCUGGUGGGGCAGAUCGCUAAGAGGCAGGCGGUGGUGAACCCAGAAAACACCUUCUUCUCCGUGAAGCGGUUCAUCGGGAGGAAGAUGUCGGAGGUGGACGAGGAGGCCAAGCAGGUCUCCUACAAGGUUGUCCGCGACGAAAAUGGCAACGUCAAGCUCGAGUGCCCCGCCAUUGGCAAGCAGUUCGCGGCCGAGGAAAUCUCUGCUCAGGUAUUGAGGAAGCUGGUGGAUGAUGCAUCCAAGUUUCUGAAUGAUGAGGUAAGCAAAGCGGUGAUCACGGUGCCGGCGUACUUCAAUGAUUCUCAGAGGACGGCAACGAAAGACGCUGGUCGCAUUGCUGGGUUGGAGGUUCUACGAAUUAUUAAUGAACCAACUGCUGCUUCACUUGCUUAUGGGUUUGAGAAGAAAAAUAAUGAGACCAUUCUCGUUUUUGACCUUGGCGGUGGCACCUUUGAUGUUUCAGUACUUGAGGUUGGAGAUGGAGUGUUUGAGGUACUUUCUACCUCAGGUGACACGCAUCUUGGAGGUGAUGAUUUUGACAAGAGAAUAGUUGAUUGGCUUGCGGAAAAUUUUAAGAGGGAUGAAGGCAUAGAUCUUCUGAAGGACAAGCAAGCCCUACAACGUCUCACAGAGGCCGCUGAGAAAGCGAAGAUGGAGCUGUCAUCUUUGACUCAGACCAACAUUAGUAUACCUUUCAUUACUGCCACUGCAGACGGCCCUAAACACAUUGACACCACCCUGACAAGGGCCAAAUUUGAAGAAUUGUGUUCAGAUUUGCUAGACAGGCUACGAGCACCAGUCAAAACUGCCUUGGAAGAUGCAAAUCUUUCCUUCAAAGAUAUAGAUGAAGUAAUCCUUGUUGGUGGUUCAACUCGUAUCCCAGCUGUUCAGGAGCUUGUUAGAAAGAUGACUGGAAAAGAACCCAAUGUGACUGUAAAUCCUGAUGAAGUUGUUGCCCUUGGGGCUGCAGUUCAGGCUGGUGUUUUAGCAGGGGAAGUUAGUGACAUUGUGCUCUUGGAUGUCACGCCAUUGUCUCUAGGACUUGAAACUUUGGGUGGUGUAAUGACAAAGAUCAUCCCAAGGAACACAACUUUACCCACUUCCAAAUCCGAGGUGUUCUCCACUGCAGCAGAUGGACAGACCAGUGUUGAGGUUAAUGUUUGUCAGGGUGAGAGGGAGUUUGUGAGGGACAACAAAUCCCUUGGAAGUUUUCGCUUAGAUGGCAUCCCACCUGCCCCACGCGGAGUUCCUCAAAUUGAGGUGAAAUUUGACAUUGAUGCCAAUGGUAUCCUUUCUGUCACUGCUAUUGACAAGGGAACUGGAAAGAAGCAGGAUAUCAUCAUAACUGGUGCUAGCACCUUGCCUAGUGAUGAGGUGGAUAGGAUGGUUAAAGAAGCCGAGAAGUUUGAGAAAGAAGAUAAGGAAAAGAGGGAUGCAAUAGACACAAAGAACCAAGCUGACUCUGUUGUGUACCAAACUGAGAAGCAGCUUAAAGAGGUGGGAGACAAAGUCCCUACCCCAAUCAAACAGAAGGUGGAGGCUAAACUGAAAGAGCUCAAGGAUACAAUCUCUGGUGGAUUAACCAAAGACAUCAAAGAUGCAAUGGCUGCACUGAAUCAAGAAGUUCUGCAGCUGGGGCAGUCCCUCUAUAAUCAGCCCGGCCAACCAGGCGCUGCAACUGCAUCUGGAUCAACUGGGAAAACGGCCGACGGGGAUGUGAUCGACGCAGAUUUCACUGAUAGCAAAUAACUCGUAUAAUCUGCUGGUUUGAUGGUGGUAGGUGUAAUUUUGACCAUGCAUACUUGUAUAUUUUCUGUGUUAUUUUGUACAGGCUAUAUUGGCUAUGAUUUUGCUAGGUAUGAUGUGUACAUUGUGACUCAUGGUAGCCCCCAGUUCUGUGCCGAUGAUCAAUGUGAUUGAGAGAAUGGGUAGCUGUCGACGGCAUAAAACUUGGCAGGAGGUUUGGUCUCUUCUAUAACAAGCGAAUAUCAAUAGGAUUUCUGUUUUCAAACAUCUCACAAGAUGGUUCAUAUUUGUGAAAAUUUGUCUAGAAAACAAUCAGUGUAAUAUAUUAGAGAUCCCAUUACAUCUA